AUGGACGAUGCAGAUGAUUUGAAUGGAUAUCAAAGAAGACAAGACGACAAGCCGGAAUGCACCCUGAGUAUUUCCGUGGAUUUCCUCUCCGAUGUGUCGACUGCCCGACGCAGGUCUCAAGCAAGUCGUGGGGCAAGAGACAACGAUGAACACUCUGCCACAUCCAACAUCAUUAUCUGCAUAUGCGGGUGCUUUGUCCGACACGUAUACCUCGUUGAUUUCUACGAGUCAUCUGAACCCCGUGCUUGCAAGGCAAGAACGCCAGAGUAUGGCGAGGAUCGCUAUGGUCCAGAUUCCCAACAAGCGGUGAAGGAACGGUGGUCAAGUGAUGCUAUCGUGAACAUCUGUUACAGCUUACCGCCACCGGUUCACCGUCGUGGGAAAUUGCUCCUAACCAUCCUCAAAGCUCAUUUCGCCGUCACUAGUCUGUUCGGCAUUCGGAUAGCGUCCAUCACCGACACGGGGGACUUGCUUGAUGCGUGUUCUCCAGUUAGCCUGGGGUUGUCCCACAAACUUCCAAUCGCUUCCACACAUGUUCCACUCCCCGGUCAAUGGAGCGGUCUCGUGCCCAACGGCGUGCUGACCAUUAAGUAA
Molecule: messenger RNA, 594 nt
Organism: Sodiomyces alkalinus F11
Lineage: Eukaryota; Fungi; Ascomycota; Sordariomycetes; Glomerellales; Plectosphaerellaceae
Exons: 6
Coding region: 1-594 (197 amino acids)
Source: RefSeq, a predicted model, not a curated record